AUGGCAUCACGUUCGCAACUAUGCGGCGCUUCGGUCGGGGCAUCUAAUUUAUUGGGUAGGCGUAGCAGGAGGAACGAAUGGGCGACGGACAUUUGGGAAUGGGACGGCGUUGUGUCGAGUCACGCCGCUUUGAGCCGCGGCCGCCGCGACACGACCUGUCGAAGGACGUUCGAUUCGGCUUCUAUGGUCUUCAGCGGGCGAUUAGCGCGAUUAUUUACACCGGAUUCGAUCUGCACCUACCCAGACUGCCGUCCGGGUUUCUCCGUUGCCAUGGCAACGUGGCCCAGCCCGCGUCGGCCAUCCGCCAAAACGUACAGCGGCCGAUUCGACGCGGUUUUAAUUGAAAACCCCGCAGUUAAGCAGCGCGGA
Molecule: messenger RNA, 369 nt
Organism: Iphiclides podalirius (scarce swallowtail)
Lineage: Eukaryota; Metazoa; Arthropoda; Insecta; Lepidoptera; Papilionidae
Source: the annotation of a GenBank genome assembly